Metarhizium brunneum ARSEF 3297 is the source of this 474-nucleotide messenger RNA. It is a transcript of the gene sor4, whose product is annotated as Sorbicillinoid biosynthetic cluster transcription factor sor4. The record is from RefSeq and is a predicted model, not a curated record. Gene Ontology annotation, biological process: regulation of DNA-templated transcription. Gene Ontology annotation, molecular function: zinc ion binding; DNA-binding transcription factor activity, RNA polymerase II-specific. Gene Ontology annotation, cellular component: nucleus. NCBI's taxonomy places the organism in Eukaryota, Fungi, Ascomycota, Sordariomycetes, Hypocreales, Clavicipitaceae.
AUGAUCCAUAAGCGACGAUACUUUGCUUGGGCAGGCGACGCAGACACCUCGCCGGCUCGCACCGCUCUGCGGUCUGCCAUGAGAACCAUUGCCUCCGCCAUGUCACCUCAGUUCUGCGACAUUGUGCAAAUCAUGUAUGCUUUGACGCGGCGCAUGCUCAAAACACAGGACGCAUGCGGCGAGACUGGUCUGCCAUGGAUGGCAAGACCAAAGCCGCCGCAGGAGCAGCAGAAGAUUGACCACGAGCGCAUCCAAGCUUGGCUUUUGCUCGCCUACUAUGAUGUUUUACGAAAUUAUGGGAUUCAGGCCUUGGUCACUGCCAGGCGAGCCUUCCGCCUUCUUCAGCUCUCUGGACUGUAUAAGAUGGACGCCCACAGGAGCCAUAUCAGUACUUCGCCUGCUGAGACGAGCUGGAAUGCGCAACUGUGCCUGUCAAACAAUGAAGCAGAUGAGCCAAUCUUGCAACAGACGUAG